Molecule: messenger RNA, 1243 nt
Organism: Frankliniella occidentalis (western flower thrips)
Lineage: Eukaryota; Metazoa; Arthropoda; Insecta; Thysanoptera; Thripidae
Product: proton-coupled amino acid transporter-like protein pathetic
Exons: 4
Coding region: 501-1193 (230 amino acids)
Biological process (GO): amino acid transmembrane transport
Cellular component (GO): vacuolar membrane
Molecular function (GO): amino acid transmembrane transporter activity
Source: RefSeq, a predicted model, not a curated record
GGCCGGCGCGGCGCGGGCCCGGGCGUGCAUGUGGUGGCAGUCAGUCUGCCGUCCUCCUCCGCCGCGCGCGCUCCUCAAGCCGCGCUCCUGCUGCACAUGCGGGUGGUCCCCUCCGGUCCCCUCCGUCCUGCCCGUAUAGUGUCCCCCUCCCACUCGUGCGGCGUGUCUCUUCUCGCCGUCACUUGCUGCUGCUACAGCCCAGCGCGCCGCGCCCUCCUCCCCGCGGCCGCGUUACAGUGUCCCCGCUGACGAGCGGCACCAUGCCCUGGAGGUCCUGGACCUGACGGCCGCCCGUCCUCUGUCGUGUCCCCCGAUGGGCAACUAGAGGCACAAGUAGUGUUGUUGUUGCUGCUUCUGCCUGACGGCGCGGGCGGCCGAGUGCGCGCCGUGCAGCCGCCGCCGACGCUUCCCGUCGGCCGGACAAGGUCGCCACCUGCAGCCUCGGCGGCAGCCUCCCUCACGCUCGCGCAAUCGGGCGCGGCGCGACGCGAAUCAGCGCCAUGACCGGCCCAAUGUUGGACACUGAGCGGGCCGACCUGGCCCUUGAGUACCUCAGGGCCUCGGUGGGCAUGAAGGCGGCCGCCAACAAGGUGUGGCCGUCUACCGCGCCGGUGGACGUCAAGGCGACUGAGGCGGCGACGGGUGGCGGCGUCGCCCUCGGCCCCCUGGGCGUGGCGCCUGCGUCGUCCCCGGCGCCGCCGCCGCCUCCCGGGGGCCCGCCCCCUGGACCGCCCGCCGACCAGGCCGACCAGCCGUGGCGGGAGGACCCCGACUACGACCCCUUCGCCGAGCGCGUCGUCCGCCUGCCCUACUCGGACGUCGGCGCGCUGGCCCACCUGCUCAAGGGCGCCCUGGGCGCGGGGCUGCUCGCCAUCUCCCUGGGCUUCAAGAUGAGCGGCCUCGGCGUGGGCGUCGCCAGCGGGGUCGUCAUCGCCAUCGUCUGCACCCACUGCUGCACGCUGCUGGUGGAGAGCUCCCGCGUCGUGUGCAGGCGGCUGCGCGUCCCCAGCCUGGACUUCCCCAGCACCGUGGAGGCGGCCUUCCUCACGGGCCACGCGCGCUUCCGCCGCUACGCGCGCCUCUGCCGCUUCAUGGUCAACUUCAUGCUCUGCUUCACCUACCUGGGGCUGCCCAUCAUCUUCAUCGUCGUCAUCUCCUCGUCCGUGCAGCAGGUGACAGCGCCGACCAAAUAAUAUCGACAAUUUGGGAAAAUUGAAACAAUGACGUAAUGACGUGUGGAGAU